CACGCUCUUAGAGAAGAAGUUGGGAGAAGGGGGACAACUUUUACUGCUCGUUAUCAAAAAGGUAUUGAAACAAUAACACCAUUUUAUCUCUGCACCAAUAUCCGAGGUCAUUGAGACAUUUGGAGGUGAGUUUUAAUACUUUGGCAGUGUGCUCUCUGUGUCAGUAACAGAGAGUUUGUUAAUAUGGGACUAUAUCUUUUCCCACAGUUUGAUCAUUUAAGGACAAGGUUAAACGUGUAUUCAUUGUUACUGUUGGUAUAUUUUGGUAAAUUGAGUGUCCAUUGUUGAAUUAGCUCCUUUAUAAAUCAGCUUUUUAGGAAUAUUCUGUAUUCUCCACCCUUUCUAUCUUGCCAAACUUCUCUCAUCUCAUCUAGUCAUCUGAUGUAGUUUGGUUACACUUGUGACUUGUGAAAUUAGACCCAGUGGUUUCAUACCACUCAAAAUCAUCACUGCAAUCACUGUCUGUGCCUUCAACCCUCUGUCCUGUGGCACGCAGGCCUCAAUAGCCUCUUCUCAUUAGCCCUCACAUACAGGUCUGUCUUUCUCUCUGUUCAUAAUAGAAUAGUUCAAACACAAGAGGUAGAGCGUUGGGCCAGUAACCGAAAGGUCGCUGGUUCAAAUACCCGAGCCGACAAGGUGGAAAAUCUGUUGAUGUGCCCUUGAGCAAGGCACUUAACUCUAAUUUGCUGCAGGGGUGCCAUACUACUAUGGCUGACCCUGUAAAACUACACAUUUCACUGCACCUAUCCCGUGUAUGUGACAAUAAAAUAUAUACAAUACCAGUCCAAAGUUUGGACACACCUACUCAAUCCAGGGUUUUUCUUUAUUUUUACUAUUUUCUACAUUGUAGAAUAAUACUGAAGACAGAAAAACUAUGAAAUAAUACAUAUGGAAUCAUGUAGUAACCAAAAAAGUGUUAAACAAAUCAAAAUAUAUUUUUAUUUGAGAUUCUUCAAAGUAGCCACCCUUUGCCUUGAUGACAGCUUUGCACACUCUUGGCAUUCUCUUAAACAGCUUCAUGAGGUAGUCACCUGGAAUGCAUUUCAAUUAACAGGUGUGCCUUGUUAAAAAUUAAUUCGUGGAAUUUAUUUCCUUCUUAAUGUGUUUGAGCCAAUCAGUUGUGUUGUGACAAGGUAGGGGUGGUAUACAGAAGAUAGCCCUAUUUGGUAAAAGACCAAGUCCAUAUUAUGUCAAGAACAGCUCAAAUAAGCAAAGAGAAAAGACAGUCCAUCACUAUUUUAAGACAUGAAGGUCAGUCAAUCCGGAAAAUGUCAAGAACUUUGAAAGUUUCUUCAAGUGCAGUCGCAAAAACCAUCAAGCGCUAUGAUGAAACUGGCUCUCAUGAGGACCGCCACAGGAAAGGAAGACCCAGAGUUACCUCUGCUGCAGAGGAUAAGUUCAUUAGAGUUACUAGCCUCAGAAAUCGGCAAUUAACUGCACCUCAGAUUGCAGCCCAAAUAAAUGCUUCACAGAGUUAAAGUAACAGACACAAUUCAACAUCAACUGUUCAGAGGAGACUGUGUGAAUCAGGCCUUCAUGGUCGAAUUGCUACAAGUAAACCACUACUAAAGGACACCAAUAAGAAGAAGAGACUUGCUUGGGCCAAGAAACACAAGCAAUGGACAUUAGACCGGUGGAAAUCUGUCCUUUGGUCUGGACUCCAAAUUUGAGAUUUUUGGUUCCGACCGCCGUGUCUUUGUGAGAUGCAGAGUAGGUGAACUGAUGAACUGAUGAUCUCCGCAUGUGUGGUUCCCACCGUGAAGAAUGGAGGAGGAGGUGUAAUGGUGUGGGGGUGCUUUGUUGGUGACACUGUCAGUGAUUUAUUUAGAAUUCAAGGCACACUUAACCAGCAUGGCUACCACUGCAUUCUGCAGCGAUACGCCAUUCUAUCUGGUUUGGGCUUAGUGGGACUAUCAUUUGUUUUUCAACAGGACAAUGACCCAACACACCUCCAGGCUGUGUAAGGGCUAUUUGACCAAGAAGGAGAGUGGUGGAGUGCUGCAUCAGAUGACCUGGCCUCCACAAUCCCCCGACCUCAACCCAAUUGAGAUGGUUUGAGAUGAGUUGGACUGCAGAGUGAAGGAAAAGCAGCCAACAAGUGCUCAGCAUAUGUGGGAAACUCCUUCAAGACUGUUGGAAAAGCAUUCCUCAUGAAGCUGGUUGAGAGAAUGCCAACACAACUGAUUGGCUCAAACACAUUAAGAAGGAAAUAAAUUCCACGAAUUAAUUUUUAACAAGGCACACCUGUUAAUUGAAAUGCAUUCCAGGUGACAACCUCAUGAAGCUGUUUGAGAGAAUGCCAAGAGUGUGCAUAGCUGUCAUCAAGGCAAAGGUUGGCUACUUUGAAGAAUCUCAAAUAAAAAUAUAUUUUGAUUUGUUUAACACUUUUUUGGUUACUACAUGAUUCCAUAUGUGUUAUUUCAUAGCUCUGAUGUCUUCACUAUUAUUCUACAAUGUAGAAAAUAGUAAAAAUAAAGAAAACCCCUUGAAUGAGUAGGUGUCCAAACUUUUGACUGGUACUGUAUAUAUAUAUUUUUUAUGCGGACCUGACCGGAUAGCUUGACCAGAGAAGUUCUAUCGAGCAUCAGAAUAGAUCAUCAACACUUCAGAGAUGGACACAGGAACUGAACCUAUGGGCACCGGAGGUCAUCAUGGGUCAGGUGAUCCAGUUGGACCGGCGCUGCUCUGGCUCCGGGACACAGUUACCACGGUAACGCUGCAGGCGCGUCAGAGGGUGUUACAGGGAGCGUUGUUACUGUGUGCUCUGGGACUGUUACUAUGGACCGCCAUCUUCCUCUACGGGAGCUUCUACUACUCCUACAUGCCCCUAGCCACCUACAGUACUCCUGUCCACUACUACUACAGGUGUGCUUUACACUCAUGCUUCCUCACACAUACACACACACUGUCUCUCUCUAUCUCUCUCUCUCUCUCUCUCUCUCUCUCUCUCUCUCUCUCUCUCUCUCUCUCUCUCUCUCUCUCUCUCUCUCUCUCUCUCUCUCUCUCUCUCUGUCUCUGUCUCUUUCUCCACACCUCAAGUACAUGCAUAAUUUUGCAAUAAUUGGAAUUCAUUACAUUUUUGACUCCCUUUCCUUUUGCAGGACGGACUGUGACUCCUCAGCUUCCCUUCUCUGCUCCUUCCCCACCGCCAACGUCUCUCUCCUGAGGAAUGGCAAGAACCAGGUGAUCCUUUAUACACUGUUUAUCCAUCCACCUUUAUUAGCCUAUGUAACGUAUAGAAAAGUUUUGCCAAUGCACAGAAUGAAUUGGGAGGUUUUCACUAUGACGUUUGAACUCAUUUGAACCCUCCCUCUGAAGGCGAUGACAUACGGCCAGCCCUAUCGGAUCUCUCUGGAGCUGGAGAUGCCCGAGUCUCCAGCCAAUCAGGAGUUAGGAAUGUUCAUGGUCAAGAUGUUCUGUUACUCCAGACAGGGGCAGACUGUGACCUCUUCAGCACGAUCUGUGAGUUGACCAGUGUUGAGAAUAUCAAGUAUUGUGUUGGGCUUGUUAAUGUGCAUCCCACAGUUGCAUAUUAACCCAUCCUUAUUUGCACUUUUUAACAUUCAUCUGUUUUGAUCUGUAUUUGUGGUGUAUUUUGAGUGAGCUUGAGUGCAUGUUCGAUUUUUUUUAUACUGCUGCAACCAAAUUGCCCAGCAAUGGGGAACAAUCAAUAUCUUCUGAAUUUAAAUACUCUGAUUGUCCUGUGUUGGUAAAUUGACCACACUGUUGGUCUGCCUCGCUGUCUCAGGUAAGGCAGCUCAGCUCCAGCUCUCGCUUUGUGAGUACGCCGCUGCCGCACACUGACCUCCCACGCAGCUGUCAUACCGCAUGCUAUGACUGCUUAUGCCAUGUCUUAAAUAGUUAAACAUAACUAUAGAACUUCUUAUGACAUCUCUUAUAUAGUUAAACAUAUCUAUAGAACUGCUUAUGACAUAUCUUAUAUAGUUAAACAUAACUAUAGAACUGCUUAUGACAUCUCUUAUGUAGUGGUUUUUACAGUGUAAUAAGCUUUAUGACAGAGGUACAGUAUGUCAGAGGAAUGUGGCAAUGGACAAUAAAGUGAAAUAUGCAUGAGAAACUGUAUACAUUGGCCAUUGGUGUCCUGCUCCUUUUCCUGUUCCUAUUAGACGAUGCUGCGGUAUCGUUCCAGCCUGCUCCAGACUCUGGGAACACUGUUUCUCAUCCCGUUCUUCCUGGCCGGAACGGCGGACCAGAGACAGCUGGUAGAGGUGGAGCUCUUCUCCGAAUACAGAGAGGAUUCUGUGAGUCUCUGGCCGCCCAGUGUGUGUGUGUGUGUGUGUCUGUGUGUCUGUGUCUGUGUGUGUGUGUACAGGGCUAAUCCCUCUCUCUGUAGUAUGCCCCCUCUAUAGGAGCCAUCAUUGAGAUCCAGUCUCAGAGGGUGCAGAUCUACUCAGCACAGCUCUACAUUCACGCUCACUUCACUGGCAUAAGGUUAGCUUUACCUCAUAUUAAAUCAUGAAGAAGUAUGAAAUAUUUUGAUUUACUUAAAAAAGUAACACAUUUACUUGAAGAACUAAAAUGAACUAACCCGCCCCCCUCUCCAGUGGUGAAAAAAGUACCCAAUGUCAUACUUGAGUAAAAGUAAAGAUACCUUAAUAGAAAAUGACUUAAGUAAAAGUGAAAGUCACCCAGUGAAAUACUACUUGAGUAUUUGGUUUUAAAACUUAAGUAUCAAAAUGAAAUGUAAUUGCAAAAAUAUACUUAAGUAUCAAAAGUAAAACUAUAAAUCAUUUCAAAUUGCUUAUAUUAAGCAAACCAGGCGGCACAGUUUUCUUUUUUAUGGAUAGCCAGGGGCACACUCCAACACUCAGACAUUAUUUACAAACGAAGCAUUUGUGUUUAGUGAGUCCGCCAGAUCAGAGGCAGUAGGGUAGACCAGGGAUGUUCUCUUGAUAAGUGCGUGAAUUGGACCAUUUUCCUGUCCUGCUAAGUAAGCAUUCAAAAGGUAACGAUUACUUUUGGGUGUCAGGGGAAAUGUAUGGAGUAAAAAGUACAUUAUUUUCUUUAGGAAUGUAGUGAAGUAAAAGUAAAAGUAGUCAAAAAUAUAGAUAGCAAAGUAAAGUCCAGAUACCCCAAAAAAGUACUUAAGUAGUUGUCACGACUUCUGCCAAGGCUGCCUCCCCUCCUUGUUUGGGCAGGUUUCACUCCAUUUGUCUUGUCUUCAAUCACACACACCUGGUCCUUAUUCCCUCAUUAGUCAUUGUAUAAGUGUUCCCUCUGCUUCCUUGUCUGUGUGGGUGAUUGUUUAUUGUGGAGGUUAGUGAAGCUCGGUAGAGCUCUGGUAUUUUGCAUUGACGGGAGUAUUUCCUGUGUGCCUUGUACUUUCCAGUGCGCCUGUUUUGUGCCCUGGAGUGUGUUUGACGCAUUUCUGCGUAAACCUGUAUUUAGCGGAUUAAAGCCUGUUAUUCUGUGAUUUACCCUCCUGCGCCUGACUCCUUCAACACCACCUCAUCACAGAAUCACCCACCCGCUAUGGAGUGGAACGGGUCCAGGAGCAUUCAACUAUGCUAGCCAGCUUGGGUGAAGCGAUAGAUCGGGUUCUUCAGGUCGUCCAACGCCUGGAGAGGAGAGAGCCCGAUCCCUCGAGACCAGCUGGCCAACCGGAUCCCGCCACCUACACCCCAGCACCCGGAGGGAUCCAGAUAUCCCGAACACGGAAGUUCGACGGGACAGCGGCGCUGUGCCAAGGAUUCCUUCUCCAACUGGAGCUCUACUUCUGCAGCUUCCGGCCGGUCCCAUCGGAGCGGGAGAAGGUGUCCGCCCUCGUCUCCUGCCUCUCGGGGAAAGCCCUGGAGUGGGCCAACGCGGUGUGGAACGAAGGAGGAGCCGCGUUGGAGAACUACAGGGAGUUUGCUCGCCUCUUCAGGGCGGUCUUCGAUCACCCGCCCGAGGGUCGAGAGGCGGGCAAGCGGCUGGUCCACCUGAGGCAGGGGACGAGGACUGCGCAGGACUUCGCAUUGGAGUUUCGAACUCUGGCAGCUGGGUCCGGGUGGAACGAGCGGGCCCUGAUCGACCAUUUCCGGUGCCAUCUGCGAGAGGAUGUCCGACGGGAGCUAGCCUGCCGUGACACCAUGUUGUCCUUCUCGCAACUGGUGGACAUGGCCAUUCGUUUGGACAACCUGCUGGCAACCAGAGGACGUCCUGGAGGAGGUCUACCCGUUUCCAUCCCGGCCGACUCGGAUCCAGAACUGAUGGAGAUGGGUGGAACCGCUAGCCGAGAGAGCGGAGGACGACAGCGCCAGUGCCACACUGGUGGCGCGAAGGGACAUUUCACCACACGUUUUCGUCAACGCUUUUCUGGGUUUAGAGGCGGCAGGCAGGGCACUCUCGCAGGUAUCGAACACCCACACUCGUUCAGAGCCCUCUGCUGCGUACUGUAAAAUACACAUCUCCUUUCCUGAGCACAUGGUAGUUCCCCAGUGUAAGGCGCUAGUCGAUUCAGGCGCAGCUGGGAACUUUAUGGACAGGGCAUUCGCACACCGUAUAGGCAUUCCAUUGAUUCCCCUAUCCAUUCCACGCCCCAUCAGAGCACUUGAUAGUCGACCAUUAUGGUCCGGGUUGGUUAAGGAAGUUACUGCACCAGUCACCAUGAUUACCCAGGAGACUCAUUGUGAGCGGGUUACUUUUACCAUUAUUGAGUCUCCUGCUUUCCCUGUGGUAUUAGGUCUCCCUUGGCUAGCACUCCACAACCCCACCUUCUCAUGGCCGCAGAGGGUUCUCACGGGGUGGUCGCGAGAAUGUCAGGGUAGGUGUCUAGGUGUUUUUCCGUUGGUGCAACCACGGUGGAAAGUCCAGACAGUACCUCCACCGUGCGCAUUCCCCCUGAAUACCUCGAUCCGGCGCAAACGUUCUCUAAAACGCAGGCGACUAAAUUACCACCUCAUCGGGCGGGGGAUUGCGCGAUAAACCUCUGGGUAGACGCUGUACCUCCCAGGAGUCAUAUAUACCCCCGUCACAGGCUGAAACGGUGGCUAUGGAAACAUAUCCCUGCGCCAGGGGUAUAUACGUCCCUCCAAUUCACCCGCCUCCUCGAGUUUCUUCUUUGUGAAGAAGAAGGACGGAGGUCUGCGCCCGUGCAUUGAUUAUCGACCACUGAACAGGGAGACGAUAAGAUUUAGUUAUCCUCUCCCCCUCAUUCCUUCAGUGAUUGAAUCAAUGCAUGGGGCGCACUUCUUCACCAAAUUAGAUCUCAGGAGUGCGUACAACCUGGUGCGUAUCUGAGAGGGAGAUGAGUGGAAGACAGCAUUCAGCACAACCACGGGGCAUUAUGAAUACCUGGUGAUGCCCUAUGGUUUGAUGAAUGCUCCCUCAGUUUUCCAGUCCUUUGUGAACGAGGUGUUUCGGGACAUGCUUGGUCGCGGUGUAGUGGUCUACAUCGAUGACAUUCUGGUGUAUUCCACUACGCGCGCCGAGCAUGUGUCCCUGGUUCGCAAGGUGCUGGUCCGACUGUUGGAAAAUGGCCUUUAUGCUAAGGCAGAGAAGUGUAUGUUUUUCCAGCAGUCUGUCUCCUUCCUUGGAUACUGCAUUUCCACCUCAGGUGUGGAGAUGGAGGGAGAUCGCAUUUCAGCCGUGCGUAAUUGGCCGACUCCAACCACGGUUAAGGAGGUGCAGCGAUUCCUUGGCUUUGCCAACUACUAUCAGAGGUUUAUCCGGGGCUUUGGCAAGGUCGCAGCUCCCAUUACCUCCCUGUUGAAGGGUGGGCCGUCCCGGCUCCGCUGGUCUGCUGAGGCUGACCUGGCCUAUAGCAAACUGUGGGGUCUGUUCACCUCAGCCCCAGUACUGGCCCACCCAUAUUCAUCACUACCGUUCGUAGUGGAGGUGGAUGCGUCCGAGGUUGGGAUAGGAGCUGUCCUGUCUCAACGCUCGGGUACACCACCCGAGCUCCGCCCCUGUGCGUUCUUCUCGAAAAAGCUCAGCCCGGCGGAGCAGAACUACGGCGUUGGUGAUCGGGAGCUGUUGGCUGUUGUCCGAGCCUUGACCGUGUGUAGGCAUUGGCUUGAGGGGGCAAAACAGCCUUUCCUCGUCUGGACGGACCACCGUAACCUGGAGUACAUCCGGGCAGCGAGGAGGCUGAAUCCUCACCAGGCCAGGUGGGCCCUAUUCUUCACCCGGUUUGACUUCACUCUAUCAUACAUCCCGGGUACGAAGAACGUGAAGGCAGACGCACUGUCCCGGCUGUAUGACACAGAGAAGAGGCCCAGCGACAACACCCCCAUACUGCCGGCCUCCUGCAAUGUGGCGCCGGUAGUAUGGGCGAUGGACGCGGAUAUAGAGCAGGCAUUACGCACGGAUCCCUCUCCACCUCAGUGUCCAGAUGGGCUACAGUACGUGCCUGCUCUUAUCCGUGAUCGUCUGAUCUACUGGGCACACACGUCACCCUCCUCUGGUCACCCAGGUAUCGGCCGUACAGUGCGCUGCCUGACCGGAAAAUACUGGUGGCCUACCUUGGCUAAGGACGUGAGGGUGUAUAUCUCCUUCUGCUCAGUGUGCGCCCAGAGUAAGGCACCUAGGCACCUCCCAGCUGGUAAGUUACAACCUUUACCAGUUCCACAACGACCAUGGUCUCACCUAAGUGUUGAUUUUCUAACUGAUCUUCCCCUCUCCCAAGAUAACACCAACAUCCUGGUCGUUGUGGACCGCUUUUCUAAAGCCUGCCGCCUCCUUGCUCUGCCCGGUCUCCCCACGGCUCUGCAAACUGCAGAGGCCCUGUUUACACACGUCUUCCGGCACUACGGGGUACCAGAGGAUAUAGUGUCUGACCGAGGUCCCCAGUUCACGUCCAAGGUCUGGAAGGCAUUCAUGGAACGUCUGGUGGUCUCGGUCAGCCUGACCUCUGGGUUCCACCCCGAGAGUAAUGGGCAGGUGGAACAGGUAAAUCAGGACGUGGGUAGGUUCCUGCGGUCCUACUGCCAGGACCGGCCGGGGGAGUGGUCAGUGUUCUUGCCAUGGGCAGAAUAUGCCCAGAACUCUCUCCGCCACUCCUCCACUAACCUAACGCCUUUCCAGUGUGUUCUAGGUUACCAACCGGUUCUGGCACCAUGGCACCAGAGCCAGACUUUUUUCGGCGAGCAGAGGAGACGUGGGAUGCUGCCCACGUUCACCUCCAACGCGCCGUGCAUCGUCAGAAGGCCAACGCUGACUGCCACCGCAGUGAGGCCCCCGUCUUUGUACCGGGGGAUCGGGUCUGGCUCUCGACCCGGAAUCUGCCCCUCCGCCUGCCCUGCCGGAAGCUGAACCUGCGGUUUGUGGGGCCGUUCAAAGUCCUGAGGAGAGUCAACGAGGUCACUUAUAGGUUAUUACUUCCCCCUGAUUACCGUAUUAACCCCUUGUUUCAUGUGUCUCUCCUCAGGCCGGUGGUAGCUGGUCCGCUCCAGGAGUCUGAGGUGCGGGAGGUCCCUCCACCUCCUCUGGACAUCGAGGGGGCCCCGGCGUACUCUGUCCGUUCCAUCCUGGAUUUGAGGCGUCGGGUGGGGGGCCUUCAGUACCUCAUGGAGUGGGAGGGGUUUGGUCCGGAGGAACGGUGCUGGGUCCCGGUGAGGGAUAUCCUCGAUCCCUCCAUGUUACGGGAUUUCCACCGUCGCCAUCCGGCUCGCCCUGCUCCGCGUCCUCCUGGCCGCCCCCGAGGCCAGGGUCGGCACGCUGCUGGAGCCGCGCGUCAAGGUGGGGGGGGUACUGUCACGACUUCCGCAGAAGCUGCCUCCCCUCCUUGUUCGGGCAGGUUUCGUCGUUCGGCGUCACCGGCUUACUAGCUACUGCCGAUCCAUUUAUCAUCACUCCAUUUGUCUUGUCUUCAAUCACACCACACCUGGUCCUUAUUCCCUCAUUAGUCAUUGUAUAAGUGUUCCCUCUGCUUCCUUGUCUGUGUGGGUGAUUGUUUAUUGUGGAGGUUAGUGAAGCUUGGUGGAGCUCGGGUAUUUUAUAUCGACAGGAGUAUUUCCUGUGUGCCUUGUAUUUUACAGUACGCCUGUUUUGUGCCCUGGAGUGUGUUUGACGCAUUUCUGCGUAAACCUGUAUUUUGCGGAUUAAAGCCUGUUAUUCUGUGAUUUACCCUCCUGCGCCUGACUCCUUCAACACCACCUCAUCACAAUAGUACUUUAAAGUAUUUUUACUUAAGUACUUUAUACCACUGCUCCUCUCUCUCCUCAUCAGGUACUUCCUGUACAACUUCCCGACACUGUCAGCAGUAAUGGGUGUGGCCAGUAACUUCUCCUUCCUCAGUGUCCUCCUCCUCUUCAGUUACCUGAGGCUCAUCUGGGGCAGAUUUAUCAACCCUCAAAAGGUGAGAGUGGAAUGGCCCCUAGAACAGGAGACCAUGGUAUGAUUCACAUAGUGAGACAGUGUAGUGAAUAUUUUUAAAACCUGUGUAAACUGUUCUCGUACAUGUCGAAAACAUUUAUUCAGAGACAGUAGUCGCGGUACAUUCUAGUAUAUUCUGCGUGUGUUCGUGGGCGUGUGUGUGUUUGGGCGUGUGUGUGUAUGAGGUGAGAGAUAGGAUUCAUCUUCAUCAGAGGCUAGCUGGGAUGGACAAGAGUGAGGACACAGAACACCUGCAAGAUGACCAGGUUGACACUACAGGUAAGUACACACUUGUACACACACCUGUGUGAGAUGUAUCAUGUGUUGUGUGUUUCCUGUAUCAUGAUGUUGUGUUUGGGUGUGUGCUUUUCACUCAGGAAUCGAGAAUUAUUCAUCGGAUGCACUACUGGAGGCACAUCAGAUUACAGCAACCCAUCUGAGCCAGGAGGAAGAGUCCAUUCUCAAAGCAGGAGGGGGGGAGAUGGACAUCAGACAUGGAAGGUUUCAGAGUGAGAUAGACGAAGAAGAGAUCGUUGCUGAGGAAGGGGUGGAGAAUAUGGGCAUGUCUCUUGACCUAGAGUUGGAAGGGUCAUCUGAGACAGCAAAGCAGCCAGACAGCAUCCACAGCACACUGACUGGAACCUCAACCUGUGUGAUAUCCUGAUGGAGAGCUCCAAUGGAUGCACAGUCGCUUAAUGACCAAUAGGUGGGGGCCAAAGUAUUAUCUUUAGAGGGGGCCCUCUUGUACUUUGUUACUGUAAAACAAUAGGAAGAUUUGUAAAGUUUAAAAAUCUUCUUACAUGUUUAAAGCUGUGUCAAUGUAUUACUUUUUGUGUCCUCUUUUAUUUAGCUUAUUCAAAGUUGUGUGAUGAUUCAUGCAAAAACCAGACAAUGUUGAAACAUUUGACCAUAGGCCUCCACCGAAGAUUAACAUUUUACUGUAGCCUACAUUAUUGCACAAAUGGAGUAAGGGUUAUAUCAGAUGAUCUCAGUAUUAUGAAACAUCCAGGGUGGAUGACAACACAAACAAAAUGCCUUCCCCAUUUUAAUAUAUUUGCAUGUUACCAGAUAGUUUUCCAACCAAUUGGCAACACAUUUUCAUUUCCACCAGUGGUAUGUUUCCACCAA
This is a messenger RNA of Coregonus sp. 'balchen', 11445 nucleotides long. The record is from the annotation of a GenBank genome assembly. NCBI's taxonomy places the organism in Eukaryota, Metazoa, Chordata, Actinopteri, Salmoniformes, Salmonidae.